AUCAUGGCCACACAAACAUCGCCAUCGAGUAAACUCAACCCGAAUGCGUGUGAGUUUGUCCCUGGCUCUUUCACAACCGCUACCGGCAAUAACAAUAACAACUUAACGUCAACAAGAACAACAUCAGCGACUAGCGCUAAGGAGGUCUCUGCUGCCUCUUCAUCUUCCUCUACCCCUAAGCGGCGGCAAUCGGAAUCCGCACAAUCAGGUCACUCAGCGAGUUCACCGUCAAAUAGAGCCGCUGGUGAUGGUCUUCUGCCCACCACUGGAGUAACAGCCAAGGGAGGAUGGGACGCUACUGCUACUCAUCAGGCCUAUCCUAUUGAAUACCAAUACGCCAUGCCUGCUGCUAGUUUUGCCAACUAUCCAGGUUAUUAUCCCCAAGCAGCCUAUUUAGUGAAUUACAUGACACCUCAAGGACCUGCUGUGGGUGUGCCGAUGUCUGCGUACUAUACUGCCCCGAUGGGAGUUGUUAAUCCCGCUGGUGGCGCUAUGGGGGUCAUGGCUGCUCCUGGUAACAACAGUCAGGAGGGUCGGAAGAAUCCUAACAUGAGUCGGGGAGGCCCUCGGAAUGGCCAUACCUCUAAGGGUGGCAAGGGAGGCAAGGGUUUUAACAAUAGAGGGAAGGGAGGCAAGGGGGGCAAGGGAGGAGCACCAUCCUCUAUCAAUACAUCACCAACCCAUCAUCGUGGUAUGGAUACUCCUACCAAGGGUACCCCUGAGAAGAAGGAGGAUGUGAAGAUCGACCUCUCUGGUCCCUCUCUUGCAGUAUCUGCUGCAAUAUUGGCAGCUGGCAAGAAGCUCGAUAAGGAAGCUUUAAAGCAUCUAGAAGAGGAAGAGGAGAGGAAGGAGGCUGAGAGGAAGAAGGAAGAGGCGGAGAAGGAGUCAGCCGCUGCUACCAACGGCUCACAGCCUAAGGUGAUGAACUGGGCCGCUAAGCUGAAGGCAUCGUCCGCCGCGAGCAGUCCGGCUCCUAAGACAUCUACCCCGAGAGUACUAGUUGCCAAGACACCAACUGUGAACACAGCCCACCGUCAUCAGCAGCCUGUCCCUACAACAGCAGCUCCCAAGGCUACAGUGGUACCUGCAAAGUCUGAUGUUAAGGAGGAGGUCCCUAGCGAGACCAACGGUGCGCCAUCCUGGGCGGACAGGGCUAAGCAGGCUCACAUGGUCCCUCCUACUACCUCCCCUCUUGUGGUCAGCACUAAGUCACCUCUAGUGGGCUCUAAGGCGCCGAGUCCAUCUGUGCACUCCACGCCCAAGCCGGUGGCUGUACAGCAGCAGUCUACACCUAAGAUGGUAGUUGCCUCAUCGCCGACUCUGCCUAAGCCAGUAGUAUCUACUACGGAACCCUCCGAUAAGCCUUUGAGCCCACCUGUGUCCCCUCGCCACUUGAAGGGAGCUUGGGCUAUAAGGGCCUCCAAGACGCCCACGGUGAAGCCGGCACAUGAUCCGAUCAUUUCGGGGGAAUCUUCCGAGAGGGCUAGUGCUCUGACGGCUGCUGCUGAGUUGGCUAAAGAGAAGGAGGAGGAGAGGAAAGCUAAGCAGGAGGAAGCUGAUAGAGUAUUGAGAGAACAACAACGACAAGAGGAGGAAGAGAAGGAGGCCGCUCAACGCCUUCGGAUGCAAGAGGAAAGGGAAGCUGAGGAAGAGAAAAAGAAGGCUGCUGCUGCUAAGAAGGCCCAAGAAGAGGCCGAUGCUGCUGCUGCCGCUGCUGCCAAGAAGGCAGAGGAAGAGGAAGCUGCUGCUGCCGCUGCUGCCAAGAAGGCAGAGGAAGCUGCUGCUGCUGCUGCUAAGAAGGCCCAAGAAGAGGCCGAUGCUGCUGCUGCCAAGAAGGCCGAGGAAGCUGCUGCUGCUGCUGCUGCCAAGAAGGCCCAAGAGGAGAAGGAGCGUAUCGCUCGAGAGGAAGAGGAAGCUGCUGCUGCUGCUGUCGCCAAGGCCGCUGAAGCUGAGAAGGCCGCUACUGCUCGGGAAUCGGAGGAGUCCGAGAAGACAGCUAGAGAAGAGAAUGAAGAGGAGGAGGAGGUCACUGCCUCUGAGGGUUAUGAUCAUCCCCCUCAUCAUGAAGAUGAUGAUGAAUACACACCUAGCCCUACUCCUAACUAUGAUGCUGUCUUGGACUAUCAGCACUAUACUUUGGACUUCCUACGCUCAUUGAGGGAUCUACCUGAAUGUCAAGAACUGCCUAAGGAUCAUAACAUACCUACACAGAUCCUCAAGAACUCUAGGAUGGGCCAUAUGAAAAAGGGUGGUGAGGAUGAUGAUGGUAUGGAUUGGCGUAGAGAUGCAGAUAAGCAUAGGUCAAUGAGACAUAAGGACGGUCGCCGCAAAGGUGGCAAGUCUGGUCGCCAUGGUGGUGAUAGACGUCCUACUCCUGACCCCAACGAGUAUGUCGAACCACUUCAACAUUCGGAGAGUUCGUGGGCUACUCAACAGAAGCUGAAAUUAGAGCAAUCUGGUGAUGAGAAGGUGGAACGACAUAUUAUCGGCAUCCUUAACAAGUUGACUGUGGAGAAGUUCGAGAAGCUUGUGAAUGAACUCCAAAGUGCUGAGACGGGUAUAUGUAAGGAGAAGCAUAUGAAGUCUUUGGUGGAUAAGUUAUUUGAGAAGGCCACUACUCAGCAUCACUUCAUAUCUAUGUAUGCUGAUGUCUGUCAAAGGACUGUGCAAUGGCUACGAACUAGUGAGGAGCCGGUACUCGAGGAUGUUUCAUCAGGGAAGGAGCAGGUCAUGGCUUUUAAGAACGUGUUGUUGAACACAUGCCAGCAUUAUUUCGAAUCUAACUUGAGGCCCCCAGUCGAGCUCACUGAAAGUGGCCUAGAAGGAGAGGAACUUCAGGAGGCCGAGAUACGAUACAAGACUAGAAUGCUCGGCAACAUCAAACUUGUUGCACAGUUGUUGAAGCGAAAACUCAUUCACGCUAAGAUUAUUAUAGUUUGUGUUACCCAGAUGUGGGAAGUAGGUCGAGAAGAGUGUAUUGAAGCUCUUUGUGUUUUCCUAAGGGAGAUCGCUCCUGUUUAUGAUAAUCCUAAAUGGAGCCAUUAUGCUGAAUUCGCUCCGACGUUUGAUAAGCUAAAGAGCGUGUCAGCCGACGACUCGGGCUACUCUAAUAGGAUUCGCUUUAUGUGUGAGGAUAUUUUGGAUUUGAGGGCUCAUCGUUGGGUCGACCCUAAGAAGGACAAUGGCCCUCUCACUAUUUCGGAGGUGCAUCGUCAAGUAGAACUUGAACGGGCCGAAACUGAAUCCAAAUUCAGUCGUCAGAAUUCCCGAAAUGGUGGUGGUGGACGUGGUGGCCUCAGUCGCUCCCGAACUAGUGGGUUUGGUAGCAGCUCUAGAUUAGAUAAGAAGGGCUCGGGCCUCCAUCGUACCGUAUCCAGGACUGGUAGUGUCCCUCACGGACUAUCAGCCACCGGCCCUAGCAGACUGGGCUCUCGAGGCUCAAUGCCAGUUGCUCCUACUCCUGCUCCAUGGGCUGCUAGGUCGUCUAUGCCGGAGAAGAGCAGAAGUAUUGACAGAUCUUCGAGUCCUUCAUCAGGCUCUAUGAGCGCCCCUGAGGCUCCUAAGCCUGUUGCCCAUACCGAGGAUCCCGCUAAGAUGGUGAAGAGCACCUUGGAGGAGCUCAGUGCCUCACUCGACGUUGAUAAUGCAGUUCAGGAGUUGGCUGACAUUACAGCUACUCCAGAGCAACAGAGUAAGAUUCUUAUGGAUCGUAUUGGUGCAAGCUGUGACAUCAAGAAGGAGCAGAGGUUGGCCCACUUUGAGGCAUUAGCCAAGCUCUUUGGUGGAGUGGAGAGGGGUACUUGGGAAGUGAAGGCUCUCGAGAAGGCUUUGGACGAGUUUGCUGAUCCUGAAAUAAUUGAGGAUAUGAAAUUGGACAUACCAAACAUCGCCGAAAUCUUCGUCAUGGAAUUGGUCAAGACUCUACAGGAAGCUAACGUCUUCGAUGAUGACAAGGUGGCUACAUACGCCGACAGGCUCAACGUUAAUCUCUAAACUGUAUAUUCUCCUACCAUAGUGAGGCGGUGAUAAGCACUAUCCGCUGAUGUUACUACUACCUUAUCUGUAGUCGGCUGUUUAUUAAUGGAAUUAUGGUAGUAACAACAACAAUAGCCGAGGACGACAAC
Molecule: messenger RNA, 4124 nt
Organism: Perkinsus marinus ATCC 50983
Lineage: Eukaryota; Perkinsozoa; Perkinsida; Perkinsidae
Product: Eukaryotic translation initiation factor 4 gamma, putative
Exons: 34
Coding region: 4-3993 (1329 amino acids)
Cellular component (GO): eukaryotic translation initiation factor 4F complex
Molecular function (GO): translation initiation factor activity; mRNA binding; protein binding
Source: RefSeq, a predicted model, not a curated record